Etheostoma cragini (Arkansas darter) is the source of this 1543-nucleotide messenger RNA. It is a transcript of the gene il20rb, whose product is annotated as cytokine receptor family member B16. Gene Ontology annotation, molecular function: interleukin-20 binding. The transcript is spliced from 8 exons. The record is from RefSeq and is a predicted model, not a curated record. Lineage: Eukaryota; Metazoa; Chordata; Actinopteri; Perciformes; Percidae. The coding region runs from base 205 to 1125 and encodes 306 amino acids.
AACACACAACACCCUCCUCUUCCUCUUCCCCUCCGCUCGGCUCUGGUGGAUCUCACCCUCAGAGACUCACUGGGACAUUAUCGGCCUUUUCACUCUGGAUUUAAAGCUUUUUAUCAUGUUUUUUAAUCUUGGAUAACCUGACGAUGGAGCCAGAAACGUGCACUGCAUUAAAAGGUGAGGUUGUUGCUGUGAUGUGAGGACCAGAUGAAUUUCCUCCUUCUGGUUCUGGAGACAAACUCAGAGAUGAGACCUCCGAGUCUGCUGCUGACCAUGGUCCUGCUGAACGGUGUCUGGAUGCUGCCGGCUCCCACCAGAGUCGCCAUGGAGUCGGUCAACAUGAGACACGUGCUGAGGUGGCGCCCCCCCCCCCAGGCUGGGGGCCACGGCGCGGUGCUUUACUCCGUGCAGUUCCAGGGGGAGUUUGAGCUGACGGUGCUGAACGGCAGCUGGGUGGACGCCCCCGAGUGUCAGCUGACCCCCCAGACCCACUGCGACCUGACCUCUGACCUGGGCUCCGACUCCGACUACAACAUCCGCGUGAGGGCGCAGCGCGGCGCCCUGGCGUCCCCCUGGACCUGGCUCCGCCCGCCGUUCAACCGCCAACACACUGUCCUGACGGCGCCGGACAUGACGGUGACGGCGGUGGGCGACGCCCUUCACGUGACCUUCAACACGCUCCCUCUCAUUGCCGUCGUCAGCGUGACGGUGUGGAGGAAAGGCCACGAGCUGCAGGCUGAUGUGUACUUGACACCAGCUGAAAAGACUCCGCUGCACAUCGCCGCCCUGCAGGACGGAGCGGUGUACUGCGUCAGAGCGCACACCGUCCUCAAUGCUCACCUCCACAGCAUGAGCACUGAAACCCAGUGUGUCUCCAUCACAGGUCCCGGCUCUGCGUGGAUGAAGCCGACCACGGUGACCGGGACCGUUGUCAUGACGGCCGCCGUCCUGUUCGUUGUGUUCUGGGCCGCCGUUCACUGCCCUCCUCACGUCUGCCAAUCGUAUUUCAGGAAAGAGCCGCUGCCCCUCUCAUUGAGCCCCGACUGGGACGGAGGGACCCCCACACUCAGCCCGGAGGAGGCGGAGCUUUGUGAGCAGAUCAGCGUGAGCGUCGACCCCGAAGACUGACGAGAUGAGGAUCUGAGACCCUGAAGAGAGAACCCACAUCUGGAAGAACAAAGGUCUACGCUUCUGUCCGUCCUGGGCUUCAUGGAGCACGUGUUCCCGAAGAUGCUUUCUUGGGGUCAACUUUGCAUUUCCUGGGACGGAGAAGGCAAGACCCGCCUAACGCUGCCUCUGAUUGGAUAGUAGUCCUGGCUUUCCUAGGUUGGAUUGGUUGGAUUCUAGACUAAGACUUAGACCUAGACAGCCUUUAUUGUGAUUUACUGCACAUUCACACGUGGAGAUGAGCGGGACUACAAUGCAAUGCUCCAAAAAAGGAAAAGAAACAGAAGACAAGUAAGAAAAGAAACAGUAUAGAUAUGCAACACGUACGUGCAACAUGAACUACGUGCAAUAUAAAGUACGUGCAAUAUGAAGUACGUGC